GGCACUCACGGGCACAUACUGGCAGUGCGCUCUCUGAAACUCAGCUCACGACAGACCGGACCGCACACUUCAUGUAGUAACAUUAUGCUGGACCUCUCAUUCCUAAACAUGAGCAGCUCACGGAGCAGUUUGAAUCAAGGAGAAGAGAGGCCAUUCUGCGGAUGAUUCGUUUGCGUUGUGCAUUUCUCUCCUCCAUUAUAGAUGCGACGAGUGGAAUGAGCUGUUUUUACACCUCGGUCGUUUCCAUUAAAGCAUGGGAACUGCCGUGUCCAAGAAGAAGAAUUUAAGGAACGAUGCCAUUUCUUCUGUUGCCGCAAAAGUUAGAGCAGCCCGUGCAUUUGGAGAAUACCUUUCUCAUACGCACCCUGAGAACCGCAACAGAUCAGACCAUUUGCUAUCUGACACAUUCAUUGCUCAAGACACGGACUCUCCAGACCUCAGCCGACUAAACAACAACGAUAGCCUCCAGCCGUACUACCAUCACACUCUCAUAGUCAAGCCCAGUCAAGAAGAGCUUCAGCCAGGCAGCCAGUCUGCUCCUCUUCCCACAACAUCCAAACGGCGUCUUUCUGUAGAACACAAUCUCUCUUCUGAGGACCAGAAGCAUCACAGGUGCAUAGAGAACUCUUUGAAACCAGCUCGUGUCUACACUAUUACCAGAGAGCGAGAUAUGCUCGGUGGUCAGGCAAGCGAGGAGAGCUUGGAACUGGAGGUGCUAAAAAGGACCACAGAGCCACAGCGAGCCAAUGCUUCACGUGGCAGCCAUCAUCGAGGAAGCCAUCAUGGUGGAAACAGUAGCCACACCCACCAGCAUCACUGCGGCCACGCUCCUCCGACGCAACCAUUGCAGAGCUCAGGGAGUGCACAUAACAUCCGGGAUUGGGGAUCUAGGAGGAGCAGGUCAAGGGAGGACUGCACCCCAGAUUGCGUGGCCUGCAUUCGGCCACACUGCCAGAGCCAACGUUCCCUGGACCUGGAGACCUCACCUCUUGAUGGUGGCAGACAUCAUAAGAAGCUUGAGAGGAUGUACAGUGAGGACAGAGUUUCUUCUGAGGACAGAGAGGAUCACUCCAACAGUUGGUUCCCUAAAGAGAACAUGUUCAGCUUCCAGACUGCGACCACCACGAUGCAAGCAAACUUCAGGAAGCACCUGAGGAUGGUGGGCAGCAGGCGGGGGAAGGUCCAAACAUUUGCUGAUCGCAAAGCAAAGAGUUUCAGCCGCUCCUGGAGUGACCCCACCCCCGUCAAGCCUGACUCUCUCCAUGACUCCAGAGACAGUGGAGACCUUCAGGCAUCAUCUGGCAACCUAGAUGAAGAAGACUGUGAUGACGUGGACUGGGAGGAAGAGAGAGAGAUGGAAAAAGCAGCCUGCGAGGGCGACGAUUUCAUCCCACCCAAAAUCAUGCUAAUUUCAUCCAAAGUACCAAAGGCAGAGUACGUUCCAAACAUCAUCCGCCGGGACGACCCAUCCAUAAUUCCUAUUCUCUACGAUCACGAACAUGCCACCUUUGAUGAUAUACUAGAGGAGAUUGAAAAGAAGCUCACCGCCUACAGAAAAGGCUGCAAAAUCUGGAACAUGCUUAUCUUCUGUCAGGGAGGUCCGGGUCAUCUUUACCUAUUGAAGAAUAAGGUGGCCACAUUUGCAAAGGUGGAGAAGGAGGAGGACAUGAUACAGUUCUGGAAAAGACUUGGCAGAUUGAUGAGUUUAUUAAAUCCAGAGCCCAACCUCAUCCACAUAAUGGGCUGCUAUGUGCUGGGAAAUGCAAAUGGUGAAAAGCUUUUUCAAAACCUCAAGCGACUCAUGAAACCACGAGUCAUUGAAUUUAAGUCUCCUCUGGAACUAUCAGCACAGGGUAAGGAGAUGAUCGAGAUGUACUUUGACUUCCGCCUGUACCGUCUGUGGAAGAGCCGCCAGCACUCCAAACUUCUCGACUACGAUGACCUUCUGUGACAUUGUGGCAUGGAUUUAAGAAGCCCAAGAGGCAGGUAGCUUACUUUAGGGCCCACGCGCCAACGUUCCCUCCCGAAAGAGCCUAGGCAAUGUCCUGAGGUGGAGGAUGGAGAUGAGCUUGAGGAUGGUGGAUGACGUUCGGAAGACGUUUCCACCUUCGGAUGUAAGGAGAGGGGAAGCAGCCAUUACUGUUAGGUGCUGUAUGUUCACCCCGUCUAAGUACAAGAGGAACAUUCGCUAGAUAACUUGAUCUUAUCUUUUAGCCUUUGUAAAGGUAUGGACAAUGUUCUUCGGUUUCUGUGCGAAAAGCGAAGAGGAUGGAAAAAUUGGACAUUUUUAGGAAAUAUUCGUGAGUAGUCGUGUUUGUGGUAAACUAACAGGGACAGUAAUACAAGGUUCAUUUUCUAAACAAGACUAGAUUUGACGUAUUACAAGUACAGGUAAACUGUGGAACUACAGAUCUGUUGUUUUUACUUAUCCACUCUAUAGAAUAACUACUGUCCUUUACAUUUCAGCGUAAAAAUAUUGCACAGUUUAAUUUUUGAAAUGAUUACGGUGUUUUACUGGGAUUCUUGAGAGGGAGGAAAACUCAGGUUUCAUUUUAUUUCUGACUUCCCUCAAGAGACAGUUGUUCAGUCAGAAUGAUUGAGUUUCCUGAGCUGGGAUGAAAUAACACUCAUGACUGAUUGAGUAAGUUUUAGAUUUCUAUAGAUUUAGUUUGCAGAUCCAUUGUCAACAUUUCUACAUAUUAAUUGUGUAAUCAUGUGUCAUGUUAAGGCAUGUGUAGACAGAGCUCAUUAUAGAUACAUUUUGUCUUGUGGUGUCUUUUAACAUUUACCGUCGGUGGACAUCUUUCAAAUUUUGUAGUAUCUUAGACAAACAUUUAAUUAGAUGUUUUAAAUAAUUCAGUUAAAAAUAGACAACAGUGGACGAUGAAUUUCUCGCAGAUUGCGUCAUGUUUGUUUUGUAUUCCUCUGGUUGUGUUUUGUCACAUGAAUUUAUGUAUUUGUCACAAGCUGUUCUUAGGUCUUCAAUAUCGCAGGCAUCUCUGUUUUAUGCUGUUUUCUCUGUAGCUGGAGGAAAAGUGAUAAUAUUUACAUCUCAUAAGUUAAAUCGCAAUUGUAUCUGCAACAUUUCUUUUUGCAUAGUAGUAGUACUAAAUGUGACCGUGACCACGUUUUAGAUAUAAAGCUUUUCACACUUGCUGUUUAAUUUAAAAAUAGUAUACAAGAUAGUACACUUAGACUCUAAAGUGGUUCUCCGGGGAGGGAAAUGUUCUCUUAACUCUCGUGUUGGUGCGUGGGUGUUUUUUGGACGCACCAGAGAGAUAACAAGAUAGAUUGGUAGAUAGUUGUUCUUUAAUGGUCACUUGCAGCUGGUACAAUAAUGGUAUUAGAAUGCUGCCAGAUAUAUAAUCUGCAGUGUGGUUACUCCAUUGCAAUAUCUAUUUGCAGAGGUUUUCAGUAGCCCUUUAGAACAACAAACAGUCUAAAUGUGGCCUUGAGUUGUUGAUGUGCAGAAUUACAUGUACAGUAUGUGUGUGCUUGUAUACUGUGUUUGGGAGUGUGGCUUUUCAAGUUUAGAGAUGUGGAAAAGGGCACUGAGAUGUGAUUUCAUGCAUCUGUGUUUUCCUUGUGUUGAGUUGUCACACUUUUUUGAUCUCGUGCAGCCACCCAGAAAAUCAAAUAAAGCACAAAGGCAUAUCUAUGUACUUGUAGGUCCAUCAGAGUAGUGGAGUGUGUUCUCUUGAGAUAAAAUCAAAGCAAUCCAACCACUCCUUUACUGAGGAAAUCAAAACAUUGUUGUUUCAGACAAGUGCUUGCCUUCAUAUGUAAUACAAUUGUUUCAUUGUAUCAAAUUGCGUAAUACAAAACCUUUGUGUUUUGACUUUUGGCUCAUUUCGAUUUAUGUAAUCUUUUCUACACUAUUUCUACCAAAGCCAUUGAAUGCCAUUAUUAUGUCAAAAAGGAUAAAUAUACAGCCGCAGAAAAAUUAAGAGAACAUUUCAAAUUUAUUUUCAGUUUUUCGGAAUUUACUAUUUAUAAAUAGUAAAUAUAUCUAAAAAUACAUACAGUAUAUGUAACACGGUCAUUUUUGUUUCAUUCUAUGAACUACUAACAAUAUUUCUAACAAAUUUUAAAUUAAAAACAUUAUUUCUAUUCGCAUUUAUUUGCAGAAAAUGAAAACUGGAGAAACGGGUCAAAAUAACAGAAAAGAUGUUUCGUAUUUUCUCAAAUACUGCAAACACAGUUCACUUUUAAGCAAUACAACAGUAAUAUUUGUACAUUCAUUUGGGAAGUUCAAAAAUUAUUUUUUAUGUGAUAACCUCAAUUUUAUCGAAGUUUUCAUGUGUCUUGUCAUGCUGUCAGUCUUUCACAUUGCUGUUGAAUGACUUUAUGUCACUCCUGAUGUUUGACACGACUGAAAUGACCACAAAACAUCUAGAAAUGCUCUCUCUCUUAAUUCUCUUAAUUUUUUGCAGCUGUAUAUAUUUAUAUUUAAUAUAAUAUUGUGGGAGUAAUAGAAGAUAUAAUUAGAUUUAGAAGGUUUCUUAUUGUGUGGUGUCUCAGAUAAAGUGCAGUCAAUAAGAAAUAUGUUCCAUAAAUACUCAGCUUGAGGUUCUGUGAAAGAUCUAUGAACCCCACCACCACCACUCGCAAUAAGACAUUUAGUGUGGCCUAUGGCCUUGUGUUGAGUUUAUUAUGUAGGCAUGGCUAAAACCUUUGAGAGAAACUUUACAUAUUCAAUUUAGCAUAUGUGUGUGGGGGUCUGAAAGUAAUGAAAGCAGAAUAUAAUGGAAAGCUCAGCUCAGCACUUUACUCUGAGGUUACUCCAUUUAAAAUCGCAUGUGUGUUUCGUUCAUAAUACAUCCAUCUUGAGCGAUUUUGUAGCAAUGGUAACCUUAACCGUAUUGUUUCUAGGGAAGACUGUAGUGCUUGUACUCUUGUCUGAAUCUUUGGAUGCUGAUCAUGUUUUCAACAGCCUCCAUUUUAACCACAAAUGCUGGCUUUGCGGCAUGAUGAUGGAGGAUGUCAGUAGGCUUUGUUCAAUGACAACGUUUACAUGCACCCUCAUAAUACCAUUAUAAUAGGAUUUUGGCAAUAUUGUGAUACACUUUACCUCAUGUAAACGCAAUCAUUCGAUCAAAAUAAUGCGAUUAAGCUCAUAAUCACAGUAAGCAUAAUCGAAGUAACAUGUCAUGUGGCAUAUGCUGAUUUUAAUCGCAAUAUGCAUGUAAACACCUUAAUCGCAUUUAUGCUGCUCUGACCAAGGCACUCGUGCUUCUGUCAUGCAUCGUAAGCGCAAAUUCAUGGUAAACAUGACAGUCUAAAGUUUUACCAUCAACACAACUUACUGUCAGCAGUCUGUCCCCUUAUCUUCAUAUGGAAACAGCGCGAACGCGAUGACAGCGUACACAAACGCUGUGGAGGCAUUUUCAUCAUGUUUAUAUAUUUAUCACAGCACAGAAUAACUAUGAAACAAAUCCGGAUGAAGGCAUUUAGCAUUUGACGCGAAUACAUUAAAACGAUAGCCAGUAACACACCUACUGUACCCGAGACCAUUGUUUGUGCUGUGUAUUAUAGCAAAUAAUCAGACUAAUAAAACUUUCAUGUAAAUGGGAAUUCUCAUGUCAUGUAAACAUGUUACUGCAAUUAAGUACUUACUCUGAUUAUUGGAGAUAAUCGCAUUAUUGGUGCGCAUGUAAACGUAGUCAUUGUUAUCUGAAAGAUUCAGGCAGGGUUUGUCUCACUUUAAUGUUGACAGUACAAAUAAUUGAUGAUUCCCAUAUGAAACAAUAAAAUAAUUUGUGAGUUAUGAUGUUAUGUUAUUGCAGUAAUAUUGAUAUGAAUAAUUUCUGAACUUUAAUAUGAAUAUAGUAUUGACAGACAUGACAUGAAUUAUGAAAACAUAUACUGUAUAGCCAAAACUUGAAGGGUUUGUUGAUGUGUUGAAAUGUAAUGUCUGCAAAUGAUUCUCUCUGGUUUAAUGUGAUACCUGGUUCAGGGACAGAAAAUACUUCAAGGAGACAUUUGUUAAUGGCUGGACCAUGUUAGACUACUUGAAAAUGUAAAAUCUUUUAUUUCAGCAUUUCAAAGCAGAACAAAAUUAUUUUACUUUUUCCUUCUCCUGCUGCUCUAAGGUGACGUCCUGCUGUUUGAUGUGAUGUUGUUGAUUAGAUUAAGUGUGGAAUGAUUGACAGCAUCAUGAUUGCACAGUUGGACACUUCAGCGCAUUAUGUUUUUAGUAGAAAUGUUUUUACAAAGGACGUGCUAUGUCUUUCUUAUAUUCUCUAGUGUGAGUCUAAUCACUAUUCUAAGCAUUUUCAGUAGCAAUGAUAAUAGUCUCUACCUAGAAAGAUACAAUAUCUGGAAAGUGUUGAAAAUGUAUGACUGUAACAUGUUCUCUUAGUCUGGCUAAAUUGCCAAAUAUUUCACAGUGUCUAGUUCAACGGUCAUUUCUUGAGGAAACUAGCUCAUCUUGUUAUUUUUGCUACUUAAAGACUGGAUGUAAAAGUUUCUUACUCUUUAUUAGCACAGUAUUUGCAUAAGUUGUAUUCAGGAAGGUAGUUUGCUGUAAAACUGUACUUUAUGAAAAGGUUGUUUUUCCUUGUGCAACCACUUCACAGCAAUGAAAAUGUUUCCUAAUCUGUUUUACAGUAAAAUGUACCCAGUUUUAA
Messenger RNA from Triplophysa rosa, 6629 nucleotides. It is a transcript of the gene nsmfb, whose product is annotated as NMDA receptor synaptonuclear signaling and neuronal migration factor b. Gene Ontology annotation, biological process: regulation of neuronal synaptic plasticity; positive regulation of neuron migration. Bases 254 to 1951 code for a protein of 565 amino acids. The record is from RefSeq and is a predicted model, not a curated record. The transcript has 14 exons. Gene Ontology annotation, cellular component: cytoplasm; nucleus. Lineage: Eukaryota; Metazoa; Chordata; Actinopteri; Cypriniformes; Nemacheilidae.